AUGAGCUCUGUCGGUCUGUCUGACCGCCAACAUUCGACCUCAGCUCACCACAGCGCCAACAGCUCACAGCAAGUCCCCGAGAUGGCAGUCUACUGUGACAACUACAACAUGUACCAUCAGCAGAACCUGCACAGCUCGCAGAGAGCGCCCGGCUACGCUCUGGGGGAAUAUCACGGACCCAGCAACCCGUAUCUGUGGAUCAACGGGCCUGGGACCAACACCUCGCCGCAUUAUCUCCACGGCAGUAGCUCCGGCUCCUUCGUUCCUCCUGCCUACGGGACCCAGAAGCAGUACUUGCCCGCUUCGCCGGGCUUCGCUGGCACCGACCUGGGCUGGCUCUCCCUCACCAGCCAAGAGGAGCUCCUUAAGCUUGUCAGACCCCCUUACUCUUAUUCCGCGCUCAUCGCCAUGGCGAUCCAGAAUGCCCCCGAAAAGAAGUUGACCCUGAGCCAGAUCUACCAGUACGUGGCCGAGAACUUCCCCUUCUACAAGAAGAGCAAGGCAGGUUGGCAAAACUCCAUCCGGCACAACCUGUCCUUGAACGACUGCUUCAAGAAAGUGCCGAGAGACGAGGACGACCCAGGGAAGGGAAAUUACUGGACCCUGGACCCCAACUGCGAGAAGAUGUUCGACAACGGCAACUUUCGCAGGAAGAGAAAACGGAGAACUGAUCCGAAUUCGGGCAUUGCCACCGGUAAGAGCCAAGACGCGGCGGCGGUGCCCGGUGUGAAAAUCCCGGACAGCCCGUCCCUAUUGCUUGAAGCCACCUCCCCGGACCUGGAUCAUUCCCGGGGCUCUGCCGAAGAUCCUAAACCGUCCACUCCUUCGUCCAGCCCGUGUCUGAACGGGUUUUUCAACGGCAUGGCAGCGAUCGGCAGCGGAGCGCUCACCAGACAGAUGUCGAUGGGACUGGCCAGCGACUUGUCCCAGAGAAACGUGGCUACACUCGGUUCCUACUCCUCCAACAACACUCUGCCCUCGCAGGAAGUGGGCGAUGGGACGGACACCUGCCACUUAACCCGCUCCGGUUACUACAGCUCCUUCACUGGGGGACAGGCAAACCAAUUCAGCAGCCACUUCUACAACAACUUCAGCGUCGACAGUUUGAUCUAUCCUCGGGAGGGCACUGACACCUGA
Messenger RNA from Pristis pectinata (smalltooth sawfish), 1137 nucleotides. RefSeq names its product forkhead box I2 (gene foxi2). NCBI's taxonomy places the organism in Eukaryota, Metazoa, Chordata, Chondrichthyes, Rhinopristiformes, Pristidae. The coding region runs from base 1 to 1137 and encodes 378 amino acids. The record is from RefSeq and is a predicted model, not a curated record. Gene Ontology annotation, molecular function: RNA polymerase II cis-regulatory region sequence-specific DNA binding; DNA-binding transcription factor activity, RNA polymerase II-specific. The transcript is spliced from 2 exons. Gene Ontology annotation, biological process: anatomical structure morphogenesis; cell differentiation; regulation of transcription by RNA polymerase II.